AUGGCGGCCGAGAGCGCGGAGCCCGCGGAGGACGGCCGCGCCUGGUGCUGCGACGACGUGCACGAAGGCACCCUCCACAACGGCUCGGGCGACGCGCGCGUCGACGGCGAUUGUGGCGAUCCGGCGGCAGCCGCGGCGGCCACGGCGGCUCGGCUCCAGGUGCUGGCGGAGCGCGGUCGCAAGCGUGCUCGGAUGGAGGCCGAGGAGGACGGCAGCGCAGGCGGCGCAGGCGGCAGCGGCGGCGGCGGCGGCGAGACGCUCGAAGGCGAGGGGUCAGUCACGCUCGGUGCCUUUUUCAACGCCCUCGACCACUUCACGUUGCGGCGCCCGGCCGAGGGGGGCUCCGAGCUCGCCCUGUAUGACGCGCUCCGCUCGCCCGAUCGCGCGCUGCUGCGGGGCGGACACUUUGUCGCCGAGGGGUCUCUCGUCGUCGAGCAGCUGCUCGCGCUGCGGCGCGAGGACGGCACGCCCCGCUUCCGCCUCGUCUCGCUGCUGGGCACCGAGCAGAUGCUCGGCAGGCUCGCCCCCGCCAUCCAGCGCGCCGACGAGGACUAUGCUGACGACGGCUCUCGUUGCGUCGCCUUUGGCGGCUCGCGAGCCGACUUGUCCGCGGCGACCGGCUUCAAGCAUUCGGCGCUCUCCGUCCUCGGCAUCGCGCUCCGCCCGCCCUCCGCCGUGCCCCUCUCGCCGUGGCUCGCCGCGCUGGCGGCCGCGGCGGGGAUGCGGCGGCCGACGCUGCUGCUGCUCGACGGCGUCAUCAAGCCCGAGAACGUCGGUGCGAUCCGCGCGUCGAUGGGCGCCGUCUUCAAACUGCCGUACACGUUCGCGCCGCACUGGCCCGAGGCGGUGCAUGCGCCGCUUGAUCGGGUUGCGGGUGUGGACGGCGUCUCUUCACUCCUCGCAGCUGUGCGCAUCGCGAUGGCGCCCGCGAUGGCGGUCGACUCGCUGCACGGGGUGGACUCGCUCAACGUCAACGUGGCGGCGGCCAUCGUGCUGGAGCGCAUCUUCGCCUUCAACCGCGCGGAGCCGGCCGACGAGUGA
This is a messenger RNA of Emiliania huxleyi CCMP1516, 1041 nucleotides long. RefSeq lists its product as hypothetical. The transcript has 9 exons. NCBI's taxonomy places the organism in Eukaryota, Haptophyta, Isochrysidales, Noelaerhabdaceae. Bases 1 to 1041 code for a protein of 346 amino acids. The record is from RefSeq and is a predicted model, not a curated record.